Messenger RNA from Stylophora pistillata, 923 nucleotides. RefSeq lists its product as uncharacterized. The record is from RefSeq and is a predicted model, not a curated record. Lineage: Eukaryota; Metazoa; Cnidaria; Anthozoa; Scleractinia; Pocilloporidae.
AGUAGCCUUGAUACAUGACUUUCCUGAAAACACAAACUGUAAUUUUUGGUGUGAGGGACGACGAUCAGCUAGGUGACAGCAGCAUUGUUCAGUCGAGCACUGAGUGCCUCCGACGAAAAUACUUGCGGAAAAUCUUGGUUUAUUUAUUUCUCCGCUAGGAGUCGAAGAGACAGUGUGGUCGGAACAAGAAUUUACGACUAUUCAUAAAGCGAUGACGAGAAAAGAACUGAUCAAUUUUCUUCAGCUGAGGUUUCAGUACAUAGUCAUUCAAGCCAUCGUAGCCGUCUUAAGCAGUUGCAUACAACUUAAUCAAGCAAGCACGAUUACGGUUUCACCUAGCAGCUCAAUGGUGUCCCACUCUUCAGUACUCCAAAGAGGCUUCACCGCGAUGACUUCUUGGUCUGUUGUUAGAACUACCACGUCUUCCUUUCAAAAGACUUCCGUUGCUCCUUCCUCCUCAAAUUAUUUUUCUACAUCGUCCUCAUCAAGCAUGACGCCGAGCAGUGUCGUUCAAUCAAAAAAUUCGAAGACUUUUACUACCUCCGUGAGUUGCGCGACAUCAACGUCUCAAACACUUGUCACACAAUAUAAACACACAGCAGUGCAUGUCACGCCAACAAAGGUGGUAAUUUACCGUAUACGGGGAAUUCCAAGUAUGAAGGUCAUAACAGUGGUAGCAAGUGUCUUGGGAGCAAUCCUUCUGGUGCUCUUAGCAAUUAUAAUUUGGGAUCUGUGUAUCGUGGAAAUCUUGCCACGAAGACCGACGUCACGUGUGGAGCCUCGUAACGAUGUCUCACAUGUUUGUAAUGAUAUGGUCUGAGCAUGACAGCCGCUGGUCAAGUUUAUAGUUUAUAGUUUAUUAGCUUCGCCGACAGGCAGGGACACCGCAACAGCUUGUGCUAAUUACUGCGGGCCCAGUAAAC